Molecule: messenger RNA, 5544 nt
Organism: Oreochromis niloticus (Nile tilapia)
Lineage: Eukaryota; Metazoa; Chordata; Actinopteri; Cichliformes; Cichlidae
Gene: usp42
Product: ubiquitin specific peptidase 42
Exons: 18
Coding region: 641-4321 (1226 amino acids)
Biological process (GO): regulation of apoptotic process; protein deubiquitination
Cellular component (GO): cytosol; nucleus
Molecular function (GO): cysteine-type deubiquitinase activity
Source: RefSeq, a predicted model, not a curated record
CAGCCAGCGUCCGUAGUCCUGUGCUAACUAGCAAGUAGGCAAGCUAGCUAGCUACUAGCGCCGCCACACGAAAUGCUAGCACAGUUCGGUAGCUACGUUGCGUUCGGCGUUUCUAUGUUUUUUGCAUCUUCUCUAAGUGAGCGCCAUUUCAUCUCGGAAUUCGACAAGACUGGUUAGCUUUCGACUUGCUCUCCGUCUGACAUGAUCAGGGUUUUAUGUGUGUUUUCUUGAGGUUUAGCGACGCUGCGUGUUAAAGGCCUAGCAGCCGUCAUUUAGCCAGUGUGAGCCACUCUGUAAAGCAGGUGGGAGGGAACAGCUGCUUCUGUCGUAAACGUGCUUCCGACUAGGAAAUUUCCUCGGUCGAGUGGGUUAUCUGGCAUUUCCCCUCUUGAGUUUUCUAAAUGCUAAUUUUUGUCGAUAUUUUAAGUUUGUUAGUUGGACAGGGUUAAAUUAGAUGUCAAAAGUUACCCUUGUCUCCGGUGUUUGUUAUUUAAAGGGAAUCUGACAAGAUGCGUUCAAAUAAAAGCAAAGGGUGAAAAACAAAUAUUUGGCCCUCACUUAUGCUAGUCUGUGUUUGAAUAUAAACAAAUCAUCCAAUCUAACACAAUUUCUGAUACUUGUGUAGGCGAUGCUAUGAACAAUGACCAUAGUUGACAGAUCUUCAGAAAAGUCUGACCACGAGUCAGCCGGAUGUAACCGAUCCUCCUUCACCAGUAGAGACGUGGGGAUGGACGGCAGUUGUUCCAGCAGCUGGGCAGUGGGCCCCACUGUACCCAGUGACUCUCCAAGGCUCAAGGCUCCAGUAGGCUGCCUGGCCCCCACUCCUGGAGCUGCUGUGUACAACAGUACACCCUCCUCUGUGGACCGGCCCAAGGAACAAGUGAUGUGCAGUGGCGAUGGAAUUGACUUGCCCCAGAAGGUGCUGUUCUCACCAGAUCGGCUCAGCCUAAAGUGGGCCCAGGUUCACCGCAUUGGUGCAGGCCUCCAGAACAUGGGGAACACCUGCUUCCUCAACUCAGCCCUGCAGUGUCUCACCUACACCCCUCCUUUAGCAAACUACAUGCUGACGCGGGAGCACUCCAAAACAUGUCAUGAGCCAGGGUUCUGUAUGAUGUGCACCAUGCAAAACCACGUCAUUCAGGUUUUUGCCAACUCUGGGAAUGUCAUUAAGCCCAUUGGUGUACUCAAUGAGCUUAAGAGGAUUGCAAAGCACUUCCGCUAUGGAAGCCAGGAAGAUGCUCAUGAAUUCCUGCGGUACACAGUGGAUGCUAUGCAAAAGUCCUGCUUGCCUGGAACCAAAUUGGACAGGCAAACGCAGGCAACCUCUUUCAUCCAUCAAGUGUUUGGCGGGUACCUAAGAUCCAGAGUUAAAUGUUUAAACUGCAAAGCUGUCUCGGAUACAUUUGACCCUUUUCUGGAUAUCACUCUGGAAAUUAAGACUGCUCCAAAUGUCUCCAAAGCUCUGGAGCAGUUUGUCAAACCAGAACAGCUGGAUGGCGAAAAUGCUUACAAAUGCACCAAGUGCAAAAAAAUGGUAACGGCCUCAAAACGAUUCACAAUCCAUCGCAGCGCCAAUGUGCUCACCCUCUCACUCAAACGCUUUGCAAACUUCAGUGGAGGGAAAAUCACAAAGGAUGUGAAGUAUUUAGAGCAUCUGGAUCUGCGGCCCUUCAUGUCUCAGUCCCAAGGGGAGCCCCAGCUCUAUGGGCUGUAUGCUGUGCUGGUUCACUCUGGAUUCAGUUGUCAUGCUGGACACUACUUCUGCUAUAUUAAGGCCAGCAAUGGGCAGUGGUAUCAGAUGAAUGACUCGUCUGUGUCAGUCAGUGACAUUAGGACCGUCCUCAACCAGCAGGCCUAUGUCCUCUUCUACAUCAAGUCCACAGAUGUGAAAAAAAGUGGGGACUACAGUCACUUGAACCAUAACGCUGGCAUAUCUGGUCAGUCAUCUCCCCGGCCGGUGGUGAUCCCACGCACCAACACCACCGUCCAUCACAACAGUGUUGGCUUCAUAGGUCCCCAGCUGCCACCACACAUGAACAAGAGUUCUCUUCAUGUUAAUGGGAAUGGAUCUCUGAGGGACUAUCCCACAAGCUCCAAGCCCAGCACCAGCGGCAGUGGGGUGGGGAAACCAAACCAUGGACUAGCUUCUUCUGCGUCCUCUUCUUCCAUCUCCCACUCAGUCAGCCGGCCCACAAUGAUUCCAGACAGCGACAAACGACAGAAGCUUUCAUUUUCAAUUGGGCUAAGCAAACCGAACCGCCCAUCUGCUUCUUCCUCCUCUUACUGCCAGCCAUCCUCCGCCAGCAGCUCCUCCUCCUCCUCCUCCAGCUCUUUGUCCUCCUCACAGUCUACCUCAGACGUCCAACCAGACGUUCGUUUUAUUCCGCGUCCACUAAACCAAGUCAGCGGCAUGCCUUUCAGUAAUGGGGAUCACAACCCUGUAGGAAACGGGGCGUCCUUCCUGGUGCCGUACAGCCAAGAGUCUUCAGAGGAAUCAGACCAAGAGAACUGUGGCACUCUGGAUAACGGCAGUUCAUCCAAGUCUCAUCCUAAUGAAAAUAAAGACACAGGAAAUGUCUUUGACAAUUCUCCCAAAACCACCAAUGGGGAGUCAGGAGUGCACCAUAACGGCAAUGGAUUAAAUGGACAAACUUAUGGAGUCUUCAAAUCCAGUCAAAAUGGACACCACAAUGGUCAUCACAAAGUGAAUGGACACAGCGGCCCUGACAAGGUCUCUGGCAGUAAUCAUGGCAGUUUGACGUCUGCGGCUCCUGUUGCUAAUGGAAUAGGCAGUGACCAUAGCCAACCAAACAAAGAUGCCUCAUCCCAGGCCAGUUCUUCUCAGAGCAUUCAUCCUGCUGCUAAUGAAAGCCAGGAUUUCUCCACUCCUGAUACAAGGGCUAAAACUCCAUCUGAACCCCUGCCUCACUGUACAGAAUCCUCCGCCGCUAGUGCUCCACCCUCAGCUACUGCUACAAAUGCCCCUUCUGUUGCAGCUAAAGAAUCUGCUUCCGCUCUUUCUUCUUCUGGGCAAGAUGGCAACCCUGCAGCCUUACCCCCUCAGCUGGGCUGCUCUCAAAGCGCCAGUGGGGCUUCUGCAGCUCCACAGAAAGUUAGCGUAAGCAAGGAUGAAGCCAAGGAUCUACCACAAGCUAAAUGUGCAACAACAGGGACUGAAGGACAUAAGGAUACUAAGGAGCAGUAUCAGUCCAAGCCUAGUUCUAGUGGCAAUGAAAGACUAUCUUCCCGAGACAGGGAAAGACUGUAUUCUAACUCUGGCAGAGAUAGAGAAAGACACUACAGGGAUAGGAGUCACGAACGAGAAAGCGACGGCGAUCGUCACCGGUACAGACGGGACUACAAAGACGGUCACCACCGCCAGUACAGGGAUCGUUUCCCCCCUUCUGGACGUUACUACAGGGAAUGGGAGGCCGAGCGUCACCGGGAGCGAACCUUCCAGCACCCUCGGGAGCGUGAUCGUGACAGGUGCUCUAACCAUUACCACUACUAUCGCUACCGGUCGAGAGAGGACACUGACCAUGAGCGAAGGGGAUAUGGUUACUCCCACCGAGAGGAGUCUCGUGGCAGUCGGAGGUGGCUGCAGGAUAGUAGAGACUCCUGGGCAAUGAAGGAUAAGAGUAAUGGCAAAGAGAGGGACUAUUACUCCUCAAAGGAAGGAAAUUUCUCACCUUCUACAGCACCAGAAACAAACAAGUUCAAGGGCUCCCCGCCACGGGCUCGGCUUUCCUCUCCAGACAAAGAGGAUCAAAAUCGCAAGAGGACUGAUCGUCUCAGCAAAGACAGGGAUGACAGCUCUGAGGCCCGCCACACUAAAAAACACAAAAAGAGUAAGAAAAAGAAGAAAUCAAAGGAUAAAGACAGACACCGUGAGAGUGGGCUGGCCGUAAAGCUUGAGAUCUCGUUUUUUUUAAACAAUGGCAUUGGUUCUCUAUCAUCCCGUAGAAGUUCUGAUGGAGAUUCAGACAAAGCUGCGGAAAUGAGGAAGAAAAAGAAAAAGAGGAGACAUCGGGACAGCGAUGCUGAACGGGACAGCCCAGACGCAGCUCGGAGCCACAGAAACAGAAGCAGUGAGGAAAGGGAGAGCCGCAAGCGACACCACUCUGACAGAGACUUGAAACAUGACAAUGGCUUUCCACCGGAAAAACGUCGCUGCAUAGACUACGCUGACGGCAGCGGUGGCCAUCUACUCCCUUCCAAUCACACCAGACCGGCAAACGGUUCAAGUUACGGCCAUCUCAAUGGACAACCAGGUUACAGCCAAAUCAGCGGCAGUGGAUUUUCCAGUGACCUGAAACACUGACUCUAUCCAUCAACCGAAUUUUAACAACAGCAGAGGAAUGACAUCAACAUUUUUGACGUGGUGCUUCUUCAUUAGGAAUAAUAUUGUAUUUUUACCACAAGUAAAGUGUUUUAAAAGUUAAACUAUUCCCCCCCCUUUUUUCUUUUUUUUCUCUUUUUUUUUUUAAAAAAUGGGGUUGAUUUUAUUUGCCGCAAUUUCUCCUAGCUAACGGUUAAAACGAAACUCACCUGUUGAACAUUUAUGAUGAAGAAUAUUAAUAUAUACUUGUAUGAACACAAAGCCUGGAGCUUAAACAUCUCAACUGCUGCUCAGUGGAACUCAGGACUUGAAAAAAACAAAAACUUGUUAACAUCAAUCACAGAUAUCCACCUGCUUCGAAGAGGAACGAAACAAAAAGGGAAUGACGUGAUGCCCGAGAGGACUGAAAGGCAUCGGAAGUUUAAGAUGUCACCAUAUCUACACAGCUGAAAUGUUUUACUUUAUUUCUUUCUUUGAUCCCACUGGGAGCCAUGAAACUAAUGGAGUUAUUUGUGCAAGAGGAGGGAGGGUGGGGUGGGGUGGUGGGAACAGAGCUUCGCUGACUGAUACCUCCAUGUUAACCCUGGACAGACUUGAGAACAUUUCCCAGCUUUCAUUUGCAUCUUCGUUCCCAUUUGUGAAGCCUAAGAUUCACUCUGUAAUUUUAACUUUCUUCACCAGAUGCAGAGGGUUUUGUUUUUUCUUUUGAAAUUAUUAUCAUGCCUCUCCCUUUUUCUUUUUAAAACAUUCAAACUAAAAGAAGCACCACACUAUUGCUGUCAUGGUGGUGGACCACUUUUUUUUCCUUUUCUUUUUUAAAGAUACGGUUUGUCGUCUAGCGUCAAAAAAAAUACUGUGAAUUUAAUUUUGAACUGUAAUAUCAGUUACUUUUAUAUGUAAAAAACAACCAAAUCCUGUAUCAGGAUUCUCAGAUUUCUGUUUUGUGUUUUUAGAACUAAUUUUGAGCAUAUUCUCUGGACAAAAAUUCAGUGACUAUGCUUUGCUUUGGGUUGUUUUUCAACUCUAGACAAAAGUUGGAAGAAAAACUGCUGUUAUACCUUUAAGUUUAGCAUGUACGAAUUUAUACAUUGUAUAAGGUAAACGCCUUAAAAUACAUUUGUUAAUGUCAGAAAUUGUAAUUUGUUCUUGGUCUUGGACUUUGUUUACAAGCUGCAUUGAAAUGAAUGGAAAAAAAUGCUGAUUGA